This is a messenger RNA of Gordionus sp. m RMFG-2023, 981 nucleotides long. RefSeq lists its product as uncharacterized. Lineage: Eukaryota; Metazoa; Nematomorpha; Gordioida; Chordodea; Parachordodidae. The transcript has 2 exons. Bases 54 to 848 code for a protein of 264 amino acids. The record is from RefSeq and is a predicted model, not a curated record.
UAAUAAAAAAACAAAUAUUUUUAAUUAACCUCAAAUUAAUUAUAAUAUACAAAAUGGUAUUAACAAAAUUAUUGCUCCUCAAACCUUUUGUCUUGUUUAGAAGAAGAGCAUUUUAUUCUACUACAGAAUUGUUUAAUAACAAAGCAAAUAAUGUAUUAUUGUAUUCAUUGAAACAUCCUUACCUCAAAAAGAUGUAUAGAACAGUAGUGUUCUCACAACUAGGGAUAAUUACUAUUUUAUUAUAUUGUAAAUAUAAAGAUCCGUUGAAAGACAUUGAUUUUGAUACUCUUUACAAUGAUGAUGUCAAAACAGAAGAAAUCCUACCACAGCCAACAUCAAUCUUAAAUAAAUUCAAUAUUUUAUCCAAAAUAGGCAAAAAAUUUCAUUUUUCUGGUGAUCAUGUAUAUUGGAAUAGAUUUGACUACUUUUUGUUUUCAUUUGCUGUCGUAACUACGAGUGCAGCUUUUCUUACAAGCAGAAAAAUGGUCUUAAACAUGUGGUCAGAUCCAAAUAAAAAACAAUUUAUCAUAGAAACAUUAGGAUUAUUCAAGCAAAAUCAAAUUACACAUCAUCCUUCCAAAAAUUUUAUAUAUCAUAAUAACUUGAGUCAAGUCAAAUUCAAAAGCAAUUACCUAGUUAACUCGAAUCGAUUUCAAAUUGUGGAAGACCUCAAGGCCCAUAAUUAUACCAUGAAAUUGGUGUUCAAUGAUACAGAUCCAUCAUCAUCAGAAAAUGAUUCAAGAAGACACUUUUGGAGCAGCAAAAAGCGCAAUUACGUUUUAUCCAAGAGGGGAAAUGUUUACAAUGCCAAAUAUUGGGAUUACUUGUUUGGUGUCAGAUGCAUUUAGACACAAAAUAAAUGUAUAAAACCUUAUAAAGAAUUAUUGUGUAUGACCUAAAAUUUAAAUAUUUUUUUUUUAAUAUCUGUGAAGAAUUUUAUAUUUGUAUAUAUAUAUACUGAAGCUUAAUGUUAUUAAAGAA